This is a messenger RNA of Pan troglodytes (chimpanzee), 2189 nucleotides long. RefSeq names its product interferon regulatory factor 7 (gene IRF7). Gene Ontology annotation, cellular component: nucleus. The record is from RefSeq and is a predicted model, not a curated record. The transcript is spliced from 11 exons. Gene Ontology annotation, biological process: regulation of transcription by RNA polymerase II; immune system process. NCBI's taxonomy places the organism in Eukaryota, Metazoa, Chordata, Mammalia, Primates, Hominidae. Gene Ontology annotation, molecular function: DNA-binding transcription factor activity, RNA polymerase II-specific; protein binding; RNA polymerase II cis-regulatory region sequence-specific DNA binding. The coding region runs from base 588 to 2099 and encodes 503 amino acids.
UGAGUCUUGCUCUGUCCCCUGGGCUGUAGUGGAGUGGCUCCAUCUCGGCUCACCGCAGCCACUCCCAGCGCCCUCCACUCCUCCCUACUCCGCGCUGGCCGGGGCGGGGUUCCGCUGGUCGCAUCCAAUAGUAAGAACAGGCGGCGCGCGCCCUUCCCGGAAACUCCCGCCUGGCCACGGGACCUCCUGGGCUGCACCUGCAGCCCCUCGGGCCCCGCAUCCGGCCCGGCCACCGUAAUAAAAGCGCCGGCCCUCCGCUUCCCCGCGAGACGAAACUUCCCGUCCCGGCGGCUCUGGCACCCAGGGUCCGGCCUGCACCUUCCCGCCAGGCCUGGACACUGGUUCAACACCUGUGACUUCAUGUGUGCGCGCCGGCCACACCUGCAGUCACACCUGUAGCCCCCUCUGCCAAGAGAUCCACACCGAGGCAGCCUCGGUGGCUACAAGCCCUCAGUCCACACCUGUGGACACCUGUGACACCUGGCCACACGACCUGUGGCCGCGGCCUGGCGUCUGCUGCGACAGGAGCCCUUACCUCCCCUGUUGUAACACCUGACCGCCACCUAACUGCCCCUGCAGAAGGAGCAAUGGCCUUGGCUCCUGAGAGGGCAGCCCCACGCGUGCUGUUCGGAGAGUGGCUCCUUGGAGAGAUCAGCAGCGGCUGCUAUGAGGGGCUGCAGUGGCUGGACGAGGCCCGCACCUGUUUCCGCGUGCCCUGGAAACACUUCGCGCGCAAAGACCUGAGCGAGGCCGACGCGCGCAUCUUCAAGGCCUGGGCUGUGGCCCGCGGCAGGUGGCCGCCUAGCAGCAGGGGAGGUGACCCGCCCCCCGAGGCUGAGACUGCGGAGCGCGCCGGCUGGAAAACCAACUUCCGCUGCGCACUGCGCAGCACGCGUCGCUUCGUGAUGCUGCGAGAUAACUCGGGGGACCCGGCCGACCCGCACAAGGUGUACGCGCUCAGCCGGGAGCUGUGCUGGCGAGAAGGCCCAGGCACGGACCAGACUGAGGCAGAGGCCCCCGCAGCUGUCCCACCACCACAGGGUGGGCCCCCAGGGCCAUUCCUGGCACACACAGAUGCUGGACUCCAAGCCCCAGGCCCCCUCCCUGCCCCGGCUGGUGACAAGGGGGACCUCCUGCUCCAGGCAGUGCAACAGAGCUGCCUGGCGGACCAUCUGCUGACAGCGUCAUGGGGGGCAGAUCCAGUCCCAACCAAGGCUCCUGGAGAGGGACAAGAAGGGCUUCCCCUGACUGGGGCCUGUGCUGGAGGCCCAGGGCUCCCUGCUGGGGAGCUGUACGGGUGGGCAGUAGAGACGACCCCCAGCCCCGGGCCCCAGCCUGCGGCACUAACGACAGGCGAGGCCGCGGCCCCAGAGUCCCCGCACCAGGCAGAGCCGUACCUGUCACCCUCCCCAAGCGCCCGCACCGCGGUGCAAGAGCCCAGCCCAGGGGCGCUGGACGUGACCAUCAUGUACAAGGGCCGCACGGUGCUGCAGAAGGUGGUGGGACACCCUAGCUGCACGUUCCUAUACGGGCCCCCAGACCCAGCUGUCCGAGCCACAGACCCCCAGCAGGUAGCAUUCCCCAGCCCUGCCGAGCUCCCGGACCAGAAGCAGCUGCGCUACACGGAGGAACUGCUGCGGCAUGUGGCCCCUGGGUUGCACCUGGAGCUUCGGGGGCCACAGCUGUGGGCCCGGCGCAUGGGCAAGUGCAAGGUGUACUGGGAGGUGGGCGGCCCCCCAGGCUCCGCCAGCCCCUCCACCCCAGCCUGCCUGCUGCCUCGGAACUGUGACACCCCCAUCUUCGACUUCAGAGUCUUCUUCGGAGAGCUGGUGGAAUUCCGGGCACGGCAGCGCCGUGGCUCCCCACGCUAUACCAUCUACCUGGGCUUCGGGCAGGACCUGUCAGCUGGGAGGCCCAAGGAGAAGAGCCUGGUCCUGGUGAAGCUGGAACCCUGGCUGUGCCGAGUGCACCUAGAGGGCACGCAGCGUGAGGGUGUGUCUUCCCUGGAUAGCAGCAGCCUCAGCCUCUGCCUGUCCAGCACCAACAGCCUCUAUGACGACAUCGAGUGCUUCCUUAUGGAGCUGGAGCAGCCCGCCUAGAACCCAGUCUAAUGAGAACUCCAGAAAGCUGGAGCAGCCCACCUAGAGCUGGCCGCGGCCGCCCAGUCUAAUAAAAAGAACUCCAGAACA